AAACAAAGAAAAUAAAAAUGAAAAUACACUUUGUUUUGUUUGCAGAGCUUCAAAAUGUAGAUUAAAUAUUAUCCAACAGUUAUUGAGGUGGUGCUUGACGACACCUCGCGUUAAGGCGCAGUCAGCCGGACAUUUUAAGGCGAAACCAGUAACAAUAAAGGGCUAAAACUAAACUCCACCAGUGAGAGUUAAUUUCAAACCAUCACACAAAACUCUACUUGUUUUUACUUCACCUCAAAUCAGAAAGUUAAGACUUCAACAAGAGAAUAAAAUGUUCAUCGACGAUGAAGCAUUUCUUAGAGCUAAAAGCUAAAUGGAUUCACUGAUCUGCAACAAAUGCUCCGCUAGCGUCUUCGGCUUCUGCUUGAACUCCUCCAACGUGACCUGCACCGGGAACGACACCGUCUGCUACACCGGGAAAGCGACUUUUCCUUCCAUCACGAGUUUCAACGGCUUCAGCAACCAGGGCUGCAGGGUGAACGACGCUAGCUGCAACAAAACGACGACAUCGUCUUUGCUGGGCGUCUCCUACAACACUGAGAUCACCUGCUGCAGCACGGACCGGUGCAACCCCGUCACGCUGAGCGGCGCCACGACCACCAAGAUGACCUUCAGCGCCGCCAUCACCGGCGCCGUCCUGGCCUCCUUCCUGGGAAGCAUGUUGUAAUCAGAUUACACCAUGUUGUAAUCAGAUUACACCACGCUACCGGCUACAUGUAGCUUCCCAAGCUAAAUCCCUGUCCAAUGUAAAUCUAUAAGCAAUAAACCCACU
Molecule: messenger RNA, 772 nt
Organism: Poecilia latipinna (sailfin molly)
Lineage: Eukaryota; Metazoa; Chordata; Actinopteri; Cyprinodontiformes; Poeciliidae
Product: long neurotoxin 77-like
Exons: 3
Coding region: 314-667 (117 amino acids)
Source: RefSeq, a predicted model, not a curated record